AUGGCCGACGCCUUCAAAUUCCUCCAGCGGGUGCGUGAGAAGAUAGGGGCGGAGAAUGAGGAGAAGUACAACGAGUUCUUGGACGUGCUCCGGGGCUACGAGGAGAAGGAGAUCGUCCCGGCGGAGGCGACGCGGCGGGUAGAGGCGUUACUGGGCGGGGACACGGAGCUGUGGGAGGAAUUCAAGGGAUUUCUCCCGGACGUGGGGAGGCGCGAGGAGGAGGACGAGGACGAGGACGAGGAGGAUGACGAGGGGCAAGAGGAGGAGGAGGAGGAGGAGGGGAGGGAGGAGGUGGAGUCGUUGCUGGUGAAGGAAGAGGCGGGGCCAGUGGACGGGGAGGGCCGAAGCAGCAACCACACGGGCCUCGGACAGGACAAGGCCUCGAGCCCCGUGCAAGGCAACCUCCUGAAGGGAGGAGGGAGCGACGAGGGCGGGAAGGAGGGCGGGCAGGAGGGCGGGCAGGAGGGCGGGAAGGAAUGCCUGUCUAGGGCGGACGCAAGUCCAUCGGGCUUGUAG
This is a messenger RNA of Nannochloropsis gaditana CCMP526, 516 nucleotides long. RefSeq names its product paired amphipathic helix repeat-containing protein. The record is from RefSeq and is a predicted model, not a curated record. The coding region runs from base 1 to 516 and encodes 171 amino acids. The transcript is spliced from 2 exons. Gene Ontology annotation, biological process: regulation of DNA-templated transcription.